AUGAUCAGAUCUAAGACUACCUUUGAGGCGUGGAUGAAUUUGACGGAUCGAUAUGCUACUGUGUCUAGUGCUUGUGUGAAUCUCUUGAAGACAAAGCUUCAAACUGCUAAAAAAGGCACUGAUUCUAUCGAGAAGUUCUUACUUCACCUCAAACAUGUCCGUGAUCAGCUUGCUGUUGUUGGUAUUUCUAUCUCUAAUGAUGAUUUGAUGAUUGUGGUGUUGAAUGGCCUUUCUUCUAAGUAUGACAUGAUCAAGACUGUGCUUAUUGCUCGUGAUGCUACAAUUUCUUUCAAAGAUUUCCGUAAUCAUUUGCUUGCAGCUAAAUAA
This is a messenger RNA of Prunus armeniaca (apricot), 327 nucleotides long. The record is from the annotation of a GenBank genome assembly. Lineage: Eukaryota; Viridiplantae; Streptophyta; Magnoliopsida; Rosales; Rosaceae.